Molecule: messenger RNA, 4987 nt
Organism: Phacochoerus africanus (Common warthog)
Lineage: Eukaryota; Metazoa; Chordata; Mammalia; Artiodactyla; Suidae
Gene: ASB7
Product: ankyrin repeat and SOCS box containing 7
Exons: 6
Coding region: 769-1725 (318 amino acids)
Biological process (GO): intracellular signal transduction
Molecular function (GO): protein binding
Source: RefSeq, a predicted model, not a curated record
GCUGAGGCUCCAGUGCGGCCGCUGAUUGGCUGCUGAAGGCUUGGUCCCAUCCCAGUGACCCCAAAGUGCUGGAGGGAGGGGGCGGGGGUGGCCCAGUGCAAAGUGCAUCCCGAAAGCCCCCUGCCUGGAGCCCCCGCGGCUGGCACUUGGGACCCUGUAUGACCCGGGACCUCGCUGCCCCGAGACCUCCUGUGCCCCCCAGUGGCUGGGAGCCUCCGGCCCGGAGCGCGGCAGCCCCCUGCUCUGAGCCUUCAGACCGGGACUGCCCCCCCACCCGAGCCGGGACUUCCUCCCUGCACCCCUGCCCCGAGGCUGCCCGGCGGCCAGCACCGCCGCCUCAGGUCGGCUCGGCUGUGUGGAUGCUGGCCGGACUGGGGCCGUGAGGCACCGAGGAGGACCAGGAACAGCCGCGUCCGGCCCUGCCUGGGCUGUUUCUUCAAUGGAGAAGUUGGUGAGUGUGGAGGAGGCUGAAAGGAGGAAGAGAAGCAGCAGCUGAGGAGACAGGUUUGAGCUGGCUUGAGGAGGCGAGAGGGCAGGAAGGGUCUACCACCAGAGAAGCAGCAGAGAGCCUCUGACCAGCAUCCUCCAUAAAGGUUUGGAAAGAGCUCGUUGCCACCAGAAUCUGGACACACUCUGAAUCCCCUGCUCACGAUGCUGUAUGUGCACAAUGGUUAUUAGGCAAUCUAUGUAUCAGGAGAAGGGGCAUUCUUCUGUAAGGCUGAUCCCUGUAACCUAAUGAAUCCUUUGUAAAAAGUGGACUCAGCUAGGAUGUUACACCACCAUUGUCGAAGGAACCCUGAACUGCAGGAAGAGUUGCAGAUCCAGGCUGCAGUGGCUGCCGGGGAUGUCCACACAGUGCGAAAGAUGUUAGAACAAGGCUAUUCCCCCAAUGGCCGGGAUGCUAAUGGCUGGACCCUGCUUCAUUUCUCUGCAGCAAGAGGAAAGGAAAGAUGUGUUCGAGUAUUUCUAGAACAUGGAGCUGAUCCCACAGUGAAGGACUUAAUCGGAGGCUUCACUGCUCUUCACUACGCAGCCAUGCAUGGCCGGGCCCGGAUUGCACGCCUCAUGUUGGAAUCCGAAUACAGGAGCGACAUCAUUAAUGCCAAAAGCAAUGAUGGCUGGACCCCCCUGCAUGUGGCAGCCCACUAUGGUAGGGACUCAUUCGUCCGACUCCUCCUGGAGUUCAAGGCUGAGGUCGACCCACUCAGUGAUAAAGGCACAACACCGCUUCAGCUCGCCAUUAUCCGGGAGAGGUCGAGCUGUGUGAAGAUCCUCCUAGACCACAAUGCCAAUAUCGACAUUCAGAACGGUUUCCUGUUGCGAUACGCUGUGAUCAAAAGCAAUCACUCUUAUUGCCGAAUGUUCCUUCAAAGAGGAGCAGACACAAACUUGGGUCGCUUAGAAGAUGGACAGACGCCAUUACAUCUGUCUGCCCUUAGGGAUGACGUGCUUUGUGCGCGGAUGUUAUAUAAUUAUGGAGCGGACACGAACACAAGGAACUAUGAAGGACAGACCCCACUGGCUGUUUCAAUAAGCAUUUCUGGAAGUAGUCGACCGUGUUUGGAUUUCUUACAGGAAGUCACAAGACAGCCCAGAAAUUUGCAGGACCUGUGCAGAAUUAAAAUUCGACAGUGUAUAGGCCUUCAAAACCUCAAGCUACUUGAUGAACUACCAAUUGCCAAGGUCAUGAAAGACUACUUAAAACACAAAUUUGAUGAUAUCUGAUAUACACAGAACUGUGAGCAAGAUUAGGAGUUAUAUUCCAGAUACUUUAAAAGGCUUUUUGCCUUGCACAAAGUAUAUCCUAUGCAAUUUCUGAUUUGCUGUGAAGUCAGAAAGCAGGUAUACACUUUUAGGUUUUUUUUUUGUUUGGUUGGUUUUCAUUGUAGGGGAGGGAUUUUUAUACACACACACACACACACACACACACACACACACACACACACUCACCCCACAUGCUUGAAGGUCUUAAUUUGGUUUCUUGGUCCAAGUUUAAGAGGUCCAAGCUUUCUAUACAAUAUUGCAUUUAAAAAAAAUUGUUUUUUUCAAAAUGACACAAACGGGUUUGGGUUGGAGAAUUUACCCUUUCCAGAUUUAUGGUUUCAUCGGUGGGCACGAUAUUUUAAACCAGCAGAGCACUUGUUAAAGUUUGGAGGCACAGUUUCACCCAGGGGGUCCUGGGUUCUACUGAAAAAUGCCCUAAGAAAUUUUUUAAGUAAUGCUGUCACCUCAUUCAUUUUUAAUGAGUACAAAUUGGCUGUUUCAAAUUGUUCUUUUCCUAAUUAAUGUAGCUUUCGGAUGGCAUAAAUCCAGUACCUCUGCUUUCCUGUUGGUGUGCUCUUGUUUUUAACUUAUUUUUUUAACAACUGUAGUACACUACCCAGAGACCUUGGGUCUCAUUUUCUGUCUCUAGUUGAAUUGUGCUUUUAAAAAAUUAAUGGGAAAGAAAAUAACUUUAUAAAGCCAGUGUAUUCUGUUUUUAAAACAGUGCCUCUAGUGCAAUACUCUUUCUGGUGUAUUUUAUCCAUUAUUUCACUUAUUGUUCCUCAUUCCACAACCGGCUUUGAUGCCUGUGAGAACAGGAACCGCCACUUUAAUUUUAAUUGCAGAACCAUAGUAUGUCCAUUGCAAUUUCUAUUUUAAGCUUUGUCUUUUACUUUACUUUAUAGCAGAAAAUUUCAGAUCCUGGUGGUAGAGUAUUUCCUAAAAAUAGCCCCAAAUAUUGUUAAAUCAUUUGGCUUUAAUGGUUAAAUAAUUGGGGGUGGUUUCGUGGUGUUUUUUCCUUUCCAGUUAAAAUAAAAUUUCUAAAGGGUAAAAUUUCUAGUGGGUGCACAUUUGUAAGUCUGGUUAAUUCCUGAUAUGCUAAUUAAGCAUUUCCUAUCUAUUUUAAGAUUAAACAUGGUGAAGCUCUUCAAAACAGUUACGUUCUGGGUUGAUUGGCAGGUGUUUGCAGUGUAACCAGAGAUAUGAUAAAGUGUCGGUAACAGUGGUUCCAGAGGCAGUAGGGGGUCUAUGGUGUUGUCCUUGGAAAUGAGUUCUGUGCUUGAUUUGUCAUCAUAUUAGUUUCAGAAGAAACUUGAAAAAUACCCCAGUAUUAUUCUUAGUGCUUUGGGAAAUUUCAGAAUAUUUACACACUAGUAAUAAAUUUGUUAUCAGAAGUUUACAAGAUGAAGGGCUUCUCUUAUGUGAAUUUCUAGUUUUAAGUCACUAACUAUAAACUUGAUAUUUCACUUGAAAAGUACAACUAAGCAGAAUUUGGAGUCUACUCUGGCUUACCCUUUUUCAGAGCCAGCAGCGAUACUUUCUCAAGCACAAAGUUUGUUCCCUGGGAGUGCAGAGUAGCUGUGGCAUCAGUGUCUGGUUUGCUGGGCCUGAGCUGGGUGCCAGUUUCUGCAAAACAGACAGCUUCAGAAAGAGGAUGGCAUGGGGGAGGGGGUCAUGGAUGGGAUAUGCAGACCCUUGCAGAGAGCUGCUGAGAGUGUGGCUGCUGUUGUGACCACCCCAAACUGGAACCUGAAUGUGAUGGGUGGUCGUCUCUUUCCCCAUUAAAAAGAUCUACAAAAUGUUAUCUUCUGAGAGAGAGGCCGCUGUGAAGCUAGGAACUGAGCUGUGUUCUCAUUCUGUAAACCAAUACCCAGGUCUGAGCUAAUACACCUUCUCGGCACCAGGGACAUGCCAUAGCAAGAAACGAAUUGAAUGUUACUUUUCCCUGCAACUCUAGGCCCAGGAAGACGUGGAGAUGGGAGGCACGUGGGGUCCUGCAUUCUGAGCAGUGAUGUUAUGAUAUCUUUGCACAGGGCUUAUUUCCUCAUGUAUCUAUUAAUUUAGUCAGUUAGUUUAAAAUGAUUUUCUUUCCCCAGCCGUUCAGAGGUUUCCAAACCAAGCCAUUGAGUUUGUCAGGGAAUUCCAAAUAAAAGAUCAGAAGAAGGUAAAUUCUUUGUUUUGUAUUGCUGCUGUGACUUCAGAAAAAAAAUUAUGAGAAUUCUUCUUGGAAUCAAAAUUUCUAUUUAAUGAAGAAUUGUAUAAUUUCAUUAUUUAUUGUUUGAGGUUUGAUCUGGAAGUUUAAAAAGGAUGUUUUAUUUUUGCUGUUAAUAAAAUCCCAAUCGCAUAUCAUAUUUAACAAUAAUUAAAAUGUCUCAAAGUUGGUAAAUGGUGGAACACAGGGCGAAUGUACAGGUCUGCAUUUGAGUUUGACAGAGAAGCAUUCUGUGGUCACAAAAUGAGAACAAGUAUGUUCAGAAAAAUCAGUGGAUUGGUUUUUCCAGAACCUUGACUGAAAUGUUCAGAAUAGUAUCAAAUUUGUCACUGAUCCUUCUAUGUUUCUUUUGAAAUUUAUUUAAGCCUACUACUAAACCUUUAUGAAAAUGUAUUUGGCAAGUACACCAAAGAAACCAGCUCAUAAAAGAUUAUGGUCAUUAACGAACUGCAAACCUCAUCUUUUGAAAACAGAAGAUUUGUGUGUGUGUGUAUGUGCGUGUGUGUAAAUAUUUGUGUUUAUAAAUGUACAGCAGAGUAAGAGUUUUUUUAGAUUAUUUAAUUCCCAUAUUUCUAAACUAUUUACUACAGAAUAAUCUGUGCUUGUUAGUUUGGAGGAUUUGACUAUUUUGUUUUUUUUUUUUAAUUCAUUAUCAGUCAUGCUUGGAACAGCAUUUCCGCUGGAGAAUUCAUUGUUCUGGCAGUAGCCAGAGUACACAUCUGGAGCGUGAGGGAGUCUAGCUUGCUUUGUCAGAUGCACACCCUGAGAGACAAGAAUGUGUAGUUUAAUCACCAGAGUGGACCAUACAAAAACUGAGAUUCUAACUCUCCUGCAGAAUUGUUCAUCAGCCCAGAAUGUGGUUGGGAUGAGGCCCUGUGCACACAAAUUUAGCUUUCCUGUAACUCCUAGUGCAUUAUAUCGUAAUGUAUUUUGUUCUUCCUUUGUAAUGUAAGUUUUGCUUUGGGUCAGUUUGAAUUAAAAAAAAAAAAAAACACAAAACCUUAAAUCUGA